Molecule: messenger RNA, 2093 nt
Organism: Tarenaya hassleriana
Lineage: Eukaryota; Viridiplantae; Streptophyta; Magnoliopsida; Brassicales; Cleomaceae
Exons: 8
Coding region: 196-1626 (476 amino acids)
Molecular function (GO): metal ion binding
Source: RefSeq, a predicted model, not a curated record
CCUAAUAUAUUUCAUCGAGCCCAUUUCCACACACGAUGCAGAAUUGAAGCCCACGGUCUCUCCCUCUCCCUCUCCCUCUCGGGACAAUUGCUCUCGCGGGAAACCAAAUUUCAAAACUCCUCAUUUUUCGGCAAAGCAUCAGUCAUCGCCGCCGCAUUCCAUCGGAUUCUCAGGGGGUUUCGAUUUUCAGAUUCUAUGGCUCAUCCCAUUGAAGGAAUGGAGAACGUGGUCGCUACUGUUAGUGGUUAUCAUGGUUCAGAGAGAUUCAAGCUCAUCAAGCUUAUCUCCCAUUCGGGAGCGAGUUAUGUUGGGGCAAUGUCAAGAUCUAUCACACAUUUGGUAUGUUGGGAGUUUGAAGGCAAGAAGUAUAAUCUUGCCAAGAAGUUUGAUACCAUUAUUGUAAACCAUCAAUGGGUGGAAGAAUGCAUAAAGCAAGGGAAGCGAGUUCCUGAGACACCCUAUAUGUCGAAAAGCGGGGCAGAGGUGGGACUUUUGACGAUUGAAGUCCCUGCUGUUUCUGGAGAGGGUGAGGUCACUAAGAAAUUGAAGAAGCCUGUUGAGAUUUCUGAUAAAUUCUUUGGCAAUUGUGAAGAAACCUGGGGAGGUGGCGCUUCUGACUUUUCCGCUUGGACAGAUUCUAUCUUGUUGAAAGAGAAAAAUAUAGAGUCAAACUUACAAUCUCGGCGAUCAACUAGGAAAAAGCGGAAUAACCUUUCUGAAGACAAAGAAAACACUGGUUUGGGUGAAUGUUCAAGGAAAGGACAAAGGCUAACAAAGAAACAUUCUUUCAGAACUAUUGUGGACAUCGAAUCCGACCAGGAGUCUGAUAUAAACAGAAAUGAGAUACUAGACAAUCAAAGAAACAACGGUCGGGCUCCUAGACAACCGCAUAGUGAAGAUGAGAAUGACUGUGUUGCAGUAGAAACAUCAACUCGUCAAUGUGCUGGACAUUCUGAAACUACAAAUUGGGACUUGGAUGAAAUAGAAGAGACUGAGAAUUGGAGUCAUUCAUCUCUUUUUAAGCGCCCAAGAUCUUCUCAUGCCAAUGCAUCAAAUGAACUGCACAGAACCCACGAUCACAAUGGAGAAAACUUCAACAAACUAGAAUCAAGAAAAGAAGACAGAGAAGCCACUGAAAUGACCAAUACCCCACUUGCUUCAUCAGACGUAUCAUGUGUUAUAUGUUGGACCGAGUUCAGUUCUACCAGAGGCAUCCUGCCUUGUGGGCAUCGAUUUUGUUAUCCAUGCAUCCAGAAUUGGGCAGAUCGUUUGGUUUCACGAGGAAAGGAUUCAGCUUGUCCAUUGUGCAAGGCCAGUUUCAGCUCCAUCACGAAGGUGGAAGAUGCAGGAAGUUCUGAUCAGAAGAUAUAUUCUCAAACAGUUCCGAGCCCCUCUUCAACAGACAACCUUAUAAUCCUUCCAGAACAAGAAAGACCAAAUUUCAGAGCUCUGCCUUUAGCUUCUGCUUGCACCAGAUGCUACUCUAGGGAGCCCCAGGAUCUUCUUAUCAGAUGUCACAUUUGCAAUUUUCGGUGCAUUCACUCUUAUUGCCUCGACCCUUAUCUAUUACCAUGGGCUUGCACUCACUGCAGUGAUAUGCAGAUGCUCUACAACCGUGGCUACUAACAUUCAUGACUCAGCCUCACGAGCCUUCUCAAUGUUUAUUUUUUCCCCAAGCUGGAGAAUCUCUUCAUGUAUUUGAAGGUACCACAGAUUCAAGAUUUGUAAGAAUCUCUUAACCCAUUUGUUGCUGUCAAACGCAAUCUCGUUGGCCCUGAAAAGUUAGGAAGCAUUCCUUGAUGGAUCUGAGUAUAGCUCCGGAAACUAGAUUCUAUAUGCGAGUUGUUACAACUUGGAGACAUAUUCAGUUCAUUAUGAAAAACAUGUUGUCGUGAACUGCCAACUCUAGAAGCUAACCCCUUCACAUGCAUGCCCUUGUACUGUGUGUUUAGUGAAACUCUUGGAAUCAGGCAAUAUAGAGGCCUUAUAAGAUAUAUUGUCUUGGUGUGUGUAAGGAUUCAGGAAGGUUCACUUUCAUGUGCCUAAUUUGAUUUGCCAGGCAAGUUGUUUCUAUUCACAGCUUUGCCAUUCUU